GAAGUGCAACCUUGCUUUUUUGUUGUUGUUGUUUGACAGAUAAAGACUGGGAGGACAUUAAAAAGAUGCCAGAGCACUCCACACUGAUGAAAGACUUUAGGAGGAACACAUACACAAACUGCAGCCUUAUAAAGUACAUGGAAAAACAUAAAGUUAAACCAGACAGUAAAGCAUUCCACUUGCUGCAAAAAUUGUUGACCAUGGACCCCAUCCGUAGAAUCACUUCUGAGCAGGCGAUGCAGGACCCCUACUUUUUAGAAGAACCUCUACCAACCUCUGAUGUGUUUGCAGGCUGUCAGAUUCCUUAUCCCAAGAGGGAGUUCCUGACAGAGGAGGAGCCAGAGGACAAAGGAGACAAAAAAAACCAGCAGCAGCAACAGGGAAACAACCACACAAAUGGGGCAGGCCACACCGGUAACCCUGACAACAGCCACGCCCAGGGCCCGCCACUAAAGAAAGUGCGUGUUGUCCCACCCACCACUACCUCAGGUGGCCUCUUAAUAUCCACAGAGUACCAGCGUUCGAAUCCACAUGCUGCCUACCAGAACCCUGGACCAAGCACAUCACUGCCCCAAAGCAGCAUGGGAUACUCCUCUACCUCCCAACAGCCACCCCAGUACUCCCACCAGACCCACCGCUACUGAAACGCCCCUCCUUGCACAUAAACACACGUACUUCUAGAACACGUACACACACAGCUCUCGCCACGCCCACCUGAAUGAAUGUACUGAGGGAUGUGGGGAGGACCUUCCCCAUCAACCAGUCAACUAAUCAACCCUACAGAGGGCGCUAUAUCUGCAGCAGUCUGUCAACAAACUCUACUUGUUCCAGACAACAACCAUAAAACGAAUCCAGUAUUAGAAACACAGCAUAGAGCCUGAGUCGUGAAACAGAAAGCAGGAGGGCAAAAAUAAAAGGAAAUGUGAUUGAAUCCAACCCGUUUCUGCUACUCAGACGUAAUAAAAACCGACCAAGAGUCUCUUGUGUCAUCUCCUCUCUCCUCUGCGACUGACCCUCUCCCAGCCAGUGCACCCCCUUUCCUGUCAAAGCUUGGAUGAACCUGAAAGCUGCUAUGUGACUGCCGGCCAUGACAGAUUCCCAGCCUUUUCCUCAUUUCCGUGUUUCCGUUCAUGUGAGGGCUGGAAUGAGCUGCUGGGAAGCAUGCUGGGUGGAUGCGGAUCUCCCGGAUCUGUUGAGUUUUUUUUUGUUUUGUUUUUUAAUUUUUAUUUCCAAAGGAGGACAAAGAAAACGACAAGAUUUUAGUAGUUUAUAAUUUAAUCUGUUGUCAUGGUUUUGUUUUCAUGGCAAGAGCGGCUUGUCUGAGCCAAGCACUUGGCCUCUCGCUGUGGGUUAAAGCCUUAGAGUACAUGACGACAAAAUCAAUCAGUGGCAUGGAGGAAGGCCGAUUGAACAUGCAUUGUACUGUAAUGUACUGAAAUAUUUUACAUGAAACAAAUAUCCUGACAAUAAAAGUGGAAACAUUAA
Messenger RNA from Poecilia latipinna (sailfin molly), 1485 nucleotides. RefSeq names its product cyclin-dependent kinase 8-like. The transcript is spliced from 6 exons. Bases 66 to 644 code for a protein of 192 amino acids. The record is from RefSeq and is a predicted model, not a curated record. NCBI's taxonomy places the organism in Eukaryota, Metazoa, Chordata, Actinopteri, Cyprinodontiformes, Poeciliidae.